Molecule: messenger RNA, 2021 nt
Organism: Pseudophryne corroboree (corroboree frog)
Lineage: Eukaryota; Metazoa; Chordata; Amphibia; Anura; Myobatrachidae
Exons: 4
Coding region: 640-1668 (342 amino acids)
Molecular function (GO): protein binding
Source: RefSeq, a predicted model, not a curated record
CACUUUUUACCGUAUCUGCUACAGGUUCUCCUCGGGUAACGCCAAGAACCAUGGAUUAAGAUUUACUUACAUGAAGACAUCUCAAAUUUACAUCUCUAUACAUUUACCAACCCGCGCAAAUCAGAAACUGCCGCGCGAAGAACGGGUAAAACAGCUAGUUGAAAAUAAAAUGCAAGAAUUCCUCUUGUAAUAAUAUUAUCCUAAUGGCCGGGAAUACGCUGAUAAUUGUGGGGUACAUGGAUUACCCUUAUUUACAAAUCUGAAGUGAAUUUGUGAAUUUCUGUAUGCUAUUCUGCCCCUGCUUACCCCUAUACACAGUCUGAUACUUUAUGUCAUACAAUUAUUUCCCUGUAUGGCUGCUGCUAAUGUCUGUGCUAUGACAUCAUAAUGGCCCUAUGUGCUGUGACAUCAUAAUGAUCCUAUGUGCUAUGUCAUCACAUUGGUCCCACACGGUAUGUUAUAAGCCAGUGCAGCACAGUAGGGGCUUAUUCUGUUGCCUGACCUCAGUAGAGCAGGAAGCGAUUGCUGAAGCUCAAUUACCGAGUAAUUAUCAGGUUCCAGUGUUGAGAAGCGCCCUUCGUGUAAGGAUAGCUACUUAUAUACAGGUUUUUUUGGAUCAGAAGUGAGGAGGCUUUAGACAUGGGUGGAGCUUUGCCGAUUAAGUUUCGCUGGCCGAUCCUCCGGGAUAAGGUCUCCAGAUACAACUUGGCUGACACAGUAACAGUCUCUCUGGUAAAGGGGGAUGGACAUCUUGGAAUGAGGCUGAUUCAGAAUGAUGAGAACUUCCUCGAGGUUUCCCACAUAGUACAGAAAGGACCACUCUUCAAUGUACUACAUAUAGGAGACGAAAUAAUAAAGUUCAACAACAAAAAAGUUCUGGGAUGGACCGUGAAGGAAUUCUGGGCUCUUGAGGGGAACACCAAGCCUGGAGAUAAGAUCAAGAUAUUAGUGUACCGCGGUCGCCCAGAAGGUUCAACUUUACGAGAAGAUGAUUCGUCAGAGGAAGGACCAGCACCAGCAGUUCAGCACGCCGCAUCUAGCAGAGGACCAGCAGAUAAUGCCACACCUGCUGUAUCACCAGUUCCUCAUCAUGCCGCAUCUGCAAUAUUACCAACAUCAGCAGUUCAGCGUGCCGCAUCUGCCAUAUUAUCAGCAGUUCAGAGAUCCGCAUCUGCCAUAGUCCCAUCACCAGUUCCUCAGAAUGGAGCAUCUGUCGUAGAUCCGGCGGAGAAUCAGAAUGGCGCAUCUGUCGUAGAUCCGGCAGAGAAUCAGUGUGGCGCAUCUGCCGUAGAUCCGGAAGAGUAUCAGAAUGGCGCAUCUGCCGUAGAUCCGGAAGAGAAUGAGAAUGGCGCAUCGGCCGUAGAUCCGGAAGAGUAUCUGAGUGGCGCAUCUGCCAGUAAGCGUAGUGUUAUCAUCUCACACGCAGAUAGGGUUGAAAUAUCACACGCAGCGCAUGUUAUAAUCUCGCACGCAGCUCGUGUAGAAAUCCUACAUGCAGAUAGUAUUGAGAUCGCCCACGCAGAUCACGUUGUUCUCCCACAGAGAGCCAGAGGAAAAAAGGUCAAGAAGAUCAGUUGGAUGGGCAGAUUUGUUAAAUUCGUGGAUGAAGCGAUCGCAGAUUUGAGUGACUGCUGCAGCGCACCAGGAUUACUGUGGUGCCUGUUGUAAAGCUGAAUGCAGCACAGCGUAAGUGUCAUGGCUCCUGGCACCGCUGCCAGCCACUUACCUCUCCGUGGCUGAGGAGGUCUCCAGAGCUCUGAUGACCUCCUGCUGCUUCCAUUCCAAUAAACUACUUCAACAUAGCCGUUCCAUCCCGCUAUACCAGAAUAGCCAGUUCCAGCCCGGUGACUAGCCGAUCCCAGACUGGCCUAUCAGCCUAGCCAAUAACAGCACGGCAUAGGUUUCCCAGAGGUUUCCCCCACAGGGGGUUUUACUCUGAGGAUGACUCUUCGUGAGUCACGAGACUUAAAUUACCAAAAGAUCCAAGUUGUAAAUAAAAUCUCUGAUCCCUUUUCCCUCUA